AUGACAGAAGGAAGCGUAACGACGGCCGCAGUGACAAUUCCUGGUGGUCGUACAGACCUAACAUCAUCAUUUGAUACGUGGCUGCUACAAAAACUUCGUCUGGAAUGGAGUUCAUGUGAUUUUGGCAGUCUUUUAACACCAUCGAAGCUCGCUGAAGCGCGUGCUAGUUUUCCACACUUAGAGACACCUAUUAAGGUCCGUCUAUUGUUGUCACUGUUAAGCGUCCGUCAGGAUGAAGUGGAUGUUACUGGCACUACAGGGAAGAAAGAGACGGAGACAUUGCUAAUAGUAGCAGAGCAAGAUACUGAAGAGUGGGUCAAGGUCAGCGCUGGUAUUGUCAAGCAAUUUCUAAUGCUUCAAGCUAUUGGUCGUCCUGCUGACUCGUAUCUUCACGCACAGCUGGAAGCAGCGACUUCGAAAGUGAUCCAGACCGUCGUUUCACCUCCUUUGACACGUCGCAGCAGCAGCGAUACGACGUACGUGGCGUUGGAUGAUUUUUUCUCACUUGAGAACGCUCUAUUGAAUCCGUCGUUACGCCCUGCAGUGGCGCUAACAGCUGCCACGCACUUUACAGUGAACGGAGAGGAUGACGAUGUUAAUGGCAAGGAGGACGAAGUGAGCGUAUCACCUUUGAAGAAACCGCUGCAUCGGCCGCAUAUGGCACGGCCACUGGGACCGUCAAGUGCGAUGGCGGCUUCGGCGGCUGCAACGACGACGUCGGUCUCGACAAGGUUGACACAGUUAGCUGUAAAACCUCCAGCGGGGAAGAAGAAUAUGGCGAAGCUGUCGUCGGAGAUCCGACGCAAGGCCGAUGCGGGACGGUUUAAAAGACAGAGAAGUCGCAUUUCAAUGAUUGACAUUAACGAGGUGAAGCAGAUCAAGUCGGAGAAGGCCCAGAAGGCGGAGGAGCGGAAGAAGCAGAAAUUGGCGGCCAAAGAAAAAGAAAAAGCGAGGGAGAAAGAAAAGAUUGAUGCAGCUCCAGCGGGUGUGGCUGCUGGUUUAGAUUUGAAAGGCGGGGCUGCAGAUGCCGUUGCUACAUCGGCUUCUGUCAAUGAUGAACACGCUGCCAUUGCUGCUGAUAUAUUUGCGAUGCACCAGCAAGCUAGGUUGGACGAAUUGACGCAGCAGUAUUCUCAACAGCCGAUGCCAGUGGUAGACAGCGUUCAGCGUGCUGAGGUUGCUCCGGUUGUGGGGAAGGAGGAAGGUUACGUCCCCGAUGGAACGCAGGCAUUGCUGAAUGCCGCCUUUCACUCUACACAAGACAUAAUGAAAGAGGUUGUAAGCCAACAGAACCAACAGUUACAGGGGCAGCACCAAAUGCAGCACCAACAACUGCAGCAGCCCACAUACCAAGACCUAUAUCGAGCUCAGCAACAAAUGCAGAUGCAUCACUUGGGUCCUCCUCAGCAGCAGUAUCACCAAGGGUUUGACUCGGAGGAUGCUAAUAUCGCUAACGCGAAUGCCGGCGGUAUGUCAAUGGGAUUUGGAGGCUACAAUUACGGUGCUUCUGCGGGGUAUUAUGGCGACCAAUUUGGCAACUACGGCACUCCACAGGAUAUGAAUGCGUUCAAUUCAGCAGGAUAUCCUGCUUCUGCCAUGGGUCAGCCGGAUAGUGGCAUGAAUGGCAUUGGGUUACCUCCUCUUGGUGGUCGGCAGCUAGGCUUUGACCCCACACUGCACCCGCAGCACCCGCAACACCCGCAACACCCGCAGCACCCACAGCCAAACAAUGGAGGAUACAUGGGCGGAUCUGGAGAAUAUUGGAGAUAG
Peronospora belbahrii is the source of this 1770-nucleotide messenger RNA. The record is from the annotation of a GenBank genome assembly. NCBI's taxonomy places the organism in Eukaryota, Oomycota, Peronosporomycetes, Peronosporales, Peronosporaceae.